AUGGCAUUUGCCGUAAAUACUUCACCUUUCCUCCUAAACCCUCUCGAUUCCUCAGUGCUCUCUCCUCCCCAACACCUCGCCGCACAGAAUCCCAUCUCAACCGAUUGUACGAAUCCCAAGCAGGUUUUGCGUUUGGGUCUUCGUGGAGCAGGCGCCGCCUCCGUGAAGUGCCGGGCCACCGCCGAGAACAGAGUUAUGUCCGGCGAUAGAAUGUUGGUUUUUGUGCCGCCACAUCCACUAAUCAAGCACUGGAUUUCAGUUCUUAGGAAUGAGCAGACGCCAUGCCCCAUCUUCAGGAAUGCUAUGGCCGAGCUCGGGAGGUUUCUCAUUUACGAGGCAUCAAGAGACUGGCUGCCGACUAUCACUGGAGAGAUUUCUUCACCAAUGGGUGCUGCUUCUGUGGAAUUUAUCGAUCCAAGAGAACCCAUUGCUAUUGUUCCCAUACUGAGAGCUGGCCUUGCUCUUGCCGAGAAUGUAUCUUCUGUUCUUCCAGCAACAAGCACGUACCAUUUAGGGAUUAGCAGGGAUGAAGAAACACUUCAGCCGACUGUAUAUCUGAACAAAUUGCCCAAAGAAUUCCCCAAAGAUGCUCGAGUAUUUGUUGUGGACCCCAUGCUUGCAACAGGUGGUACAGUGGUGGAAGCUAUUCAACUGAUAAAAGAUCGAGGGGUUGAUGACAACAAGCAAAUUAAAGUGGUUUGUGCUGUUGCUGCUCCUCCUGCACUUCAGAAGUUGAGCGAGAAAUUUCCCGGGCUUCAUGUAUAUGCUGGAAUUAUCGACCCUACUGUUAAUGACAAAGGGUUCAUAAUCCCGGGACUCGGGGAUGCUGGUGACCGUAGCUUUGGCACGUAA
Molecule: messenger RNA, 852 nt
Organism: Striga hermonthica
Lineage: Eukaryota; Viridiplantae; Streptophyta; Magnoliopsida; Lamiales; Orobanchaceae
Source: the annotation of a GenBank genome assembly